This is a messenger RNA of Symbiodinium necroappetens, 1035 nucleotides long. NCBI's taxonomy places the organism in Eukaryota, Dinophyceae, Suessiales, Symbiodiniaceae. The record is from the annotation of a GenBank genome assembly.
GUGGAGUAUACCUUCGGCUACAAGACGGCGAAAGAUGGCAAGCUUCGAAUCUUCCUCCACCACUCUUCCGUGCCCUUUGACCCUGAGACUUCCUUUGUGAUUUCAGAGGAGGAAGUGCAGAAGGCACAAGAAGCAUGGGCCAGCGCCAUCAAGCAGAUCUCCAAGACCUACCUUGGGGGAGGAGAUUAUGUUACAGCAGCAACCCAGGCAGCGGGGGAGUUGUAUGGCUACGGCCACUCGGAGGUGCUCUUCAAGCCCACCAAGGCUUCAGAAGCACAGUUUCGGCCAAGCGCCAACGACGCCCUGUCGUACUUCGUGGGGCACCAGGCGGUGGAGGGAGGCCAUCUCGAGGACUCCGGUUUUGCCAUCAACGGCGGCAAGGGCUGGUCGGAGGUCGUGUUUGAAAACCACCAGACCAAGCUAAACGGUCCCAUUGCGAUUGCGAUGGGCAACUACCAUUUCACUUGUGCCGCAACCGGUGACAAGACCAAAGUUGAGUACACCUUCGGCUACAAAAAGAACGUAGACGGCAAGCUCCGUAUCUUUCUCCACCACUCUUCCGUGCCAUAUGUCUCUGCUGGAAGUCCCACUGUAGUUGCCAACCUAAUUUCGGAAGAAGAGGUGCAGAAGGCACAAGAAGCCUGGGCAAGCGCUAUCAAGCAGAUCUCCAAGACGUACCUUGAGGGGGGAGACUAUGUUGCCGCAGCUGCGGAAGCAGCGGGGGAGCUGUACGGGUACGGCCACUCAGAGGUGCUCUUCAAGCCAACAAAGGCAGCUGAGGCGCAGUUUCGGCCAAGUGCUUCCGAUGCCAUGUCCUACUUCGUUGGGAGCGAUGCGGUCGAAGGCGGCCACGCCGAGGACUCCGGUUUCGCCAUCAAUGGCGGCAAGGGCUGGUCUAAUGUCGUUUUUGAGAACCACCAGACCAAGCUGACUGGCGACCUAGCGAUUGCCAUGGGCAACUACUACUUCACUUGCGCCGAAACCGGAGCCGAAAACAAAGUCGAGUACACUUUCGGCUACUUGGGGGCUGAGUAG